Molecule: messenger RNA, 812 nt
Organism: Linderina pennispora
Lineage: Eukaryota; Fungi; Kickxellomycota; Kickxellomycetes; Kickxellales; Kickxellaceae
Exons: 1
Source: RefSeq, a predicted model, not a curated record
AUAUGAGGAAGGGGUUAGGAAAAGGACCUAAACCAGAUAAGGUUGGGGAUUACAUGACUUUUGAUGAUAUGAGUAAGGUGGUAAAAGGCUCAUUUGAGUUCUUGUUAGGUAGAGACCCUCCUAAGAAAUUGGAUGAUUAUGAAAAUUCCAUUCUAAAGUACGCCUUGCUUAAGUAUCCUGCCAUGUCCAACCCUAAUGUCCCAUCUAAUAUACCAGUGAUACCUACUAUGUUGCUGGCAAGAGCAGUAUUUCAUCAUGAUGUUAGUGGUGGCCCUUUUGAUCCUUUUCUUAGUUUUGUAGCUCUAGAUGAUCUUCCCAUUCCUCCUAAACAUGUCGUUGAAAAAGCACAAAAAGAGUGGAAUGAUCCAAAAUUACAUGUUUUUAAGGAAUAUUUAGUAACUAGUUGGUCUAUUUUAGGUAAUUACGAACUCGAAAACCUCGAAUACUCCAGAGAUCAUCUUUAUCUAGCUAAAAGAAACAAUAUAACACUACCUAAAGUAAAGUUAAAUGACCAAGAUCACGAAUACCAGGAUAUGUUAAGAACCACUCCAUACUUUUGGCUGGAACCUAGAGUAUUCAAUAUUGCUCAGGGGUUUCUAGUAGAUAAGAGACUCAUUCGUAGAGAAAUGGAUAAUCAUAUAUCUAGAGAUGAUUACGAUGGAUCAUAUAAACUUAAUAAACCUUUCUACGCUAUUGGAUCUUAUAUGGAAAAGGGAGAAUGUGACAUAACAAUCAAACUUAGAGAGGAGGGUUAUGAAAUUAAAGACGUAUACUACUUCGAUAAUCUUGUGAGACAAGCAUUUUUUUAAAAA